Molecule: messenger RNA, 1269 nt
Organism: Dendronephthya gigantea
Lineage: Eukaryota; Metazoa; Cnidaria; Anthozoa; Malacalcyonacea; Nephtheidae
Exons: 1
Coding region: 1-1269 (422 amino acids)
Molecular function (GO): zinc ion binding; nucleic acid binding
Source: RefSeq, a predicted model, not a curated record
AUGAAACGUAUUGGAUAUACGGCAGAUAUUAAUGCCAAUGACAACCUACGGAAGAUUAUCAUGCGCCUACCGGACCACAUAAUUGAAAGAUGGAAAGUCUUCGUGACAGAUAUCCGUGAAAAGGGUCAGACGCCCACAGUCAGCCAUAUUAGUGAAUAUGUGAGAAAGAGAGUAAAGGCAGAGUUCGACCCUGAUUUUGGUGACCUACAAAGAGAUCCAAGACCCCCACGAGGUGACCAUCCUGCGCCGAGAAAGAAUCUAUACGCUACCGAUCGUGAUUCAAGCAGAUCACCAAUGAAAUGUUACGUUUGUGAAGAAGAUCACCGUGUCAUCGAUUGUCCAGUAUUAGCGAAGGCCUCAGUCCCUGAAAGACUAGAACUAGUGAAGAAAGCAAGACUGUGUUUCUCAUGUUUGAAUCGUGGACACUCCAAGAAUGAUUGUCGAUCAAAGAAGAAAUGUAAAGAGGACGAUUCAUGUCCUUACUUCCAUCAUCCUCUUCUACACCACAGUUCAGAACCAGUUGCUUCGAUUCUAGAUAAAGCUAGCAUGAUGCCUGUAAUCAGAGCUAGAUUCAGAGCCCCCAACGGCCGAGUUCGUGAAGGGAACGUUUUGGUUGACAGUGGUGCCGGAACGACAGUCAUUCGGAGCCAGUUUGCAAAAGAACUUGGAUUGAACGGGAAAAGAGAACGUGUUGACUUAGCAGUUGUUGGAGGAGAGAAACUAGAGCAACCACACAGCCGACGAGUGAACUUUUCGAUCUCUGCACUGGAAGGCAAUCAAGAGUUCAAGAUCGAAGCCCACGAGAUAGAGAAAACUAUUCUCAACGUUCCCGAGUUAAACAGAAAGUGGUUGCGUUCCUUCCCCCAUCUCCGAGACAUCGAUUUCAGUCACGCAUCGGGAUCAGUCGACCUUAUACUCGGAGUCCAUUACACCCACCUUCAUUGGGAAGAAGAGAUACGCCGAGGAAAGGAAUUCCAACCAGUGGCCAAGAAAACCAAACUUGGUUGGUACGUGAUUGGAGCCAAUGAGGGGGAAAGAAGCCAUGAACUUUGUUCCAUUCAUUUUGUACGAAAGAUAGACAUGGAAAAAUUUUAUCAGUUUGAGACACUGGGAAUUCAAGCAUCCAAUUGUUCGUGCCCUAAGUCAAUCCUGUCACUCGACGAUAAACGAGCCAUAAAGCUUAUGGAGCAGUCAUGUAAGCGCGACGACAAUCGCUAUGUAAUCGGCCUCCCGUGGAAAAAGGACAAGAACUUGUUGCCUGAUAACUGA